Messenger RNA from Lodderomyces margitis, 1695 nucleotides. RefSeq lists its product as uncharacterized. Gene Ontology annotation, molecular function: arylsulfatase activity. Bases 1 to 1695 code for a protein of 564 amino acids. The transcript has a single exon. The record is from RefSeq and is a predicted model, not a curated record. Lineage: Eukaryota; Fungi; Ascomycota; Pichiomycetes; Serinales; Debaryomycetaceae.
AUGACCAUUGAGAAAAAGAGACCAAAUUUCUUGAUUAUUGUUGCUGAUGAUUUAGGAUUCACUGACUUGUCACCAUUUGGAGGUGAAAUUCACACACCCAACUUACACAAAUUAGCCACCGAAAAUGGUGUCAGGUUAACUGAUUUCCACACUGCUGCUGCUUGUUCACCUACUAGAUCGAUGUUGUUGAGUGGUACAGACAACCAUAUCGCAGGAUUAGGACAGAUGGCAGAGUUUGCUUCACGUCAAGGUGACACAUUUAAAAAUAAACCUGGUUACGAAGGGUACUUGAAUGAUAGGGUGGUUGCAUUACCCGAGAUCUUGCAAGAUCACGGCUACCAUACAUUUAUCUCAGGCAAGUGGCAUUUAGGUUUGAAGGAGCCUUACUGGCCCAUCAAGAGAGGAUUUAAGCGAUCAUGGACUUUGUUACCAGGAGCAGGUAACCAUUAUAAAUAUAUUACACGGGAUGAAACCGGAGAACAAGCGCCAUUCUUGCCCAACUACUACGUUUCCGAUCACAAGGAAUUGAACCCUGAAAAAGAUUUGCCUGAUGAUUUUUACUCAACAACCAACUUCACCAACAAGGCGAUUGAGUUUAUUGACGAAACGCCAGAAGACGAACCCUUUUUUGGGUUUGUCACUUAUACUGCUCCACAUUGGCCAUACCAAGCUCCACAAGAUAGAAUCGCCAAGUACAAAGGUGUUUACGACUCCGGUCCUGAAGAGUUGCGUAGAAAGAGAUUGGCCAAGGCUUUAGAGUUGGGCAUUAUCGAAAAAGAUAUCAAGCCGCAUCCAAUUACGACUAUACGUAAAGAUUGGAAAGAUUUGACUGAGGAGGAGAAAGCCGUGGAAACUAAAAUUGUUCAGACUUAUGCUGCCAUGGUUGAGAUUUUGGACGAGCAAAUUGGAAGAUUGAUUGACCAUUUGAACAAAAAGAAUGAGUUGGACAAUACAUUCAUCUUGUUUAUGUCCGACAAUGGAGCUGAAGGUAUGUUGAUGGAGGCGUUACCAUUAACAAACAAGAGAAUACAAUCGUUUGUUGAAAAGUACUACGAUAAUUCUCUCGAGAAUAUUGGAAACUACAACUCCUUCACUUUCUAUGGCGACCAGUGGGCUCAAGCAGCAACGGCGCCACAUUCAAUGUACAAAAUGUGGUCUACUGAAGGUGCGAUUGUAUGUCCCUUAAUCAUCCAUUAUCCACCGUUAUUGAAGAACCAAGAGGGCAGGAUCUUGAAAGAGUUCACCACAGUCAUGGAUAUCUUGCCUACCGUUUUAGAUCUUGCCAAAGUUCCACAUCCAGGAUCUACAUAUAGAGGAAGACAAGUUGCCCUUCCACGAGGCAAGUCGUGGUCCAACUACAUAUCAGGAAAAGCACCAUACGUACAUGAUGAAAACACAGUAACCGGUUGGGAAUUGUUUGGACAACAAGCGAUAAGAAAGGGUCAAUACAAGGCAUUGUAUAUUCCUAAGCCGUUUGGCCCUGAAAAGUGGCAAUUGUUCAAUAUUAUUGAAGACCCUGGUGAAACCGAGGAUCUUUCUGAGAAAAAGCCAGAGGUGUUGAAAGAAUUAACCGACCAUUGGGCAGUCUACGCUGCCGAGACUGGGUUGAUUGAAUUGGGCCCCGAUUUUUUCAAGGUGGAGCAAAUACCAGGAGAGAAUAAGCCGGUAGUCUUUAGGACUAUAGACGAUUUUUAA